CACCUGUGCCAGGGCCUGCCCACCCUGCCAGGGAACAAUUCCUUCUUCAUAUCUAUUCUAACUCUACCCUCUUCUAGUUUCCAUCCCAGCAGAGCUGUGAAUUUUCAGUCUGGUCCUCCUUGCUCUCUCUGGGAGACUCAACAAUGAUCUGAACGAGGUGGGCAGAGGAUGCAGCCCCAGCAGAGACACUUUGUCUAGUCCUCCCAGACAUUUGGGGUUUGAGGGAUGCUGAAGGGGGUGGGCUGGGUAUGUCCCAGCCCCUGGAGCCAGGGGCACAGCCCCACAGUCACCUCCCUAAGGCUCAAAAAUUGCAAAAACUCGGGUUUUCCCUGUUUAUUUAUUUUCUUUUCAUGCCAAGAGUGGAGAGGGGUGUGGAGCAAAUAGGCUUUUGUAUUUCACUUUAAUUUGCUUUGAAAUACUGUACACUUCAUCCUCUUUGGUUUGCUCUGCUUCAAAAGCAAAGCCAGGAAAAAUCUGAGCCAUCAGCCAUUAGAAAGAAGAGCAUUCCCUGGAAUUUAUUUUUUUAUUUAUUUUUUUAAAUGCUGUUGCUGGAGAAGGAUGGGACCUUUAGCAAGAUACAUAUUUCUUAUCAGCUAUGACCACCUUCCUGUCCUGACACGCCUUUGGGGAAACACGAAAUGUUUACUGUGAACCAGCCAGAGGUGACCGGCCAAGACGGCCGUGCUGGCCCCUGGACCCACCACACUGGAGACAGGCGGUCCCCAGCCACUCCCACAGGCACAGUUUCUUACUGGAGUCAGUUCCAGGAUGUGACAUCAUCUAAAAAAUUCCAACAUUUCUACAGCAAUGUCAAGAAUGGUGGGGGUGAAAUUUCUGGACACCGAUGUAAUGUCACCAGUGCUGGAGCUGGAGCAGGGCAGGAUGGAGCUGCUGCAGGGGUUGGUGGGUCUUGGCUUAGGGACAACUUCCGAACUCAGGACAUUUUUAAUUACUUGCUUUUCUGAGUGAAUCCCAAUUCCUCAACAUUAAACCCUGCUACAAAUAGCAACUUACAUCAGCCAGUCUCACCAGUUUUUUUCCAGGUUCCCCUUUCAUUCAAGACAGAGAAUUUCCCUAUUUCUACUGUCAGGGAACUUAUUUUGGGCAUUUGCUUUACUUAGCACUUUCUCCUGGGAUUUUCUGGGGGACUUGUAGAAAACCUCAGUCAUAUCCCUCUAUGUAAAACAGGGCAACAUCAGCCAGACUCCUUCAAAUGGCAAAUUCCACUGACUCCAAGCACUGCCUGCUGGGUCAGAAACUCUGAAACCACCUGAUGGGAAAACUUCCUUCUUACACAACCACUUCACUUUGUAAUUAAAUUAAUCCCCCCAGACAUGCUCCAGCCCACUUUUCCCACCCUUCCAUGGCCAUCUUCAUGUCUCAAAGCACCUCCCAGGGAAGAUGGUUCUUCAUCAGAGACAAAUUCAACCUCGCUGCCUAAAAGGGGGAAGAGCUGGAAGAGAUGACUUUCUCUUUUCCUCAUCACUGGAAUGUGGGAAGUGGGUAAGAAAACAUUUUUUUAGGAGCAUGUUGCAACAUCCCAGAGCAUCAUUGGCAUGAGUGUAACCUCCCACCUCCUCCAGCUGGCCACAAAUUGGCAGAGCAAGAUCUUUUGUCAGAUUUCUAAGGAAGAAUUAGAUUCCUAGAAACUUGGCUUUGGGCUUAUUUUUGGCUUUCAGCAGUAGAAAAGUUUCAGCCCUUACCAGUCCUCUGUAACACACAUUACCUAAACUAAACUGAUCCUAAACUGACUCAGGAAAAUUUUGCUUUUAUUUUCAAAAUAGUCCCUGAGAGUCCAAAAUAAUUUGGCAUGUACUUGCUGACAAAGAAAUUAAGGCACAGAGGUGUCUGAGGAAAAACCUCUCAUUGAAAAUAUUUGAAAUAAUCAAAGCAGAUCCCAAAAAAUUCUUCUGCUUUCAUGAAAUUCAUCUUUUAGCAGAACAUUUCUCCACAUUUUGGCACCUUGUGCCUCAGGAGCAGGAUGGGAGCACUUGGCUGUAGGUGCUGGAUCUCCAGCUGUAACCCAUGGAUGCUUGAAGGCACAGUCAAAAGGACGGCUCAGAGGCAAACCGUGCUCCUACAUCCGUGUACAAGUUAUAUUCCUUGAGUUACCAGGCAGCAUCCAAGGGAGGUGACGCUCACUCCCUCCCGGCCCAGCUGGCAUCCAUCGGAAUGCCAAGUUCCCACCUCCUGCCUGGCUGGGCACCCUGCAUGUGGAGGCAGGCUCUCUCCUCAUCUGCCCAGGAUAUUUGAGGACAAGCAAGAUGACAAACAGAGUCAAUGGGAUCCGGACUGAUGAGCACCUGCAAGGUGCCUCUCUGCAAAGGGAAAGAUGGAAACGAGCCAGAUCAUCUAUGGAAGGGGAUGCUCAGCUUAGCAAGAGCCAUAUUUGCUCCACAGGGUAGAUCUGCUCUCCUCAACCUCGGUGGAAGACACCACCACAGCUCCCAGCAAGAGCCUCCCUGAGGGGCUCCUGGCGACAAAUCUGGGGCUUCUCCUGUGCCUUGUCCUCUGGAGUCCUCACUGCCCACCUGGAGCAUGGAGCUAACCCAGCAUAGCUGGUGGAGGGCUGAAGGAUAUUGGGAAAACACCGGGUUAUUUACAGAAGGUUCCGGGGCAGUAGCUGGAAACCUUUAAUAGAAACAGGAUGAGUCAGUGCUGCUGGGGGGAGUGCAGAGGUGCCAGGGUGAGCUUGGGUUGCUCCACUUUACAUUAUCAGCCUUCCACUGGUAUUCAGGAAGUGUCUAUCACAGCAUCACUACUCCAUGAUGUCUUGAAAAUAAAAAAAUGAAGUAGAGAACAGAUAUCCUUCUAGGAACAUCUCACUACAGCUGGACCGCCCUCAGCUCAUCCCAGAGCACUCAUCACCACCCUGCCUGGCCUUCCCUCUCCUCCUCAGGGAGUCUGUCAGACCUCCAGGGCUCUCUGUGUAGAGGCUGGUGGCUUCGUCCCAGUGACCCAUCCUUGUCUCAGCUCUUUCCCAGCCUUCACAGAGCUCCUACUCUCUCCCAUACUUUGUACUGCUUCCCCCGUCUGUGGUCAUUUUCUCUCAUCACUGAGACAGGAUACUCUUUUCUUCCCAACAUCCCAACUUCUGCCCAUGCUCUCACCCCACAGUUAUUCUGCUCCUCAUUUUCAGAAUCACUGUUUCCUUCCUUACCCUGCUCCUGGAACUCCUUCUGCCUCAUCUUCAGGGUUACAAGUCACCACACUUCUUUCAGCUCUCUGUAUCUCCAUGCCCAGACUACCAGCAGCCCUUGAAAUGUAACUGUAUCAUCUGUACUAACAAACAGUAUAAUUAAAUUGUAAAUUAAUGUCUCCUUAUGGGACCUGGAGUGCAUCAGGCAGUUCCAAGAGAUAACAAGUAGCCUAUCUCAGCUCUCCUUUCCCUUAAAUUGAGGAGGAACCUUGAGUGUUUCAGCUUCUCAGACUCCUCUUUCAUGCCCACCACUACCUAUGCCAGUGCCUGCAGUGCUGUCACAGCUGCAGGACAUGCCCUCCAACCAUGGAGAACACAUGCAGGACACUGGUGACAGCUCCCACCUUCUGCUCCUGGGGCAGCAAGAGCUUUGCAGAUAUGGAAGGGGAGAAGUCCAUGGUAAAGGAGACUUCAGUCUCUUUUUCCCUAACCAGCCUCAUCCCACUGAUGGUCCUGGGCCCUCCAGCACAGCUCUUGCACAGAUACACUCUCCCAACCAGGAAGGUUGGGUAACAGCAGACUUAACAAAUGCAGGAACCUCCGCAGAGGAACUUCUUACUAAGGGACAGGCAUGAGAGAAGCAGAAAUAGCCACAGUGACUGUUUCAUAUCCUGUAUCACUGGGAGGCACUGAAUCAAUCAGGGAGCAGGGGCCGGGGCUGCUCUGUUCCAUCACGAGACUGCACCACAAGUGGACUCUGGUGGAAAUUCCACCAUGCAUACGCAAGCCACUGCACAGACCUCUCACCCCAUAAAUUGAGGGGCUGCUGAUGGUCUGAGCAUCAGACAGCAAAGAGGCUUCCAAGCUACCCUUGCCUGCUCCAGCUCCAGCCACCACUUCUCCACUGACAUGAAGGUGUCUGUGGCUGCCCUCGCCAUCCUCAUCGCUGCCUUCUGCUACCAGACCUCUGCUGCUCCACUUGGCUCUGACCCACCAACCUCCUGCUGUUUCUCCUACAUCUCACGGCAGCUGCCCCGCAGCUUUGUGAAGGACUACUAUGAAACCAACAGCCUGUGCUCCCAGCCUGCCAUCGUGUUUAUCACCAGGAAGGGCCGGGAAGUCUGUGCCAACCCCGGGGACGACUGGGUCCAGCAGUACGUGAAUGAGCUGGAGUUAGACUGAGGUCCUGGACAGAUCCAGCUGCUCC
This is a messenger RNA of Pseudopodoces humilis (Tibetan ground-tit), 4346 nucleotides long. RefSeq names its product C-C motif chemokine 4 homolog. Gene Ontology annotation, molecular function: chemokine activity; CCR chemokine receptor binding. The record is from RefSeq and is a predicted model, not a curated record. Gene Ontology annotation, biological process: positive regulation of GTPase activity; positive regulation of cell migration; chemokine-mediated signaling pathway. Gene Ontology annotation, cellular component: extracellular region. Lineage: Eukaryota; Metazoa; Chordata; Aves; Passeriformes; Paridae.